Colletotrichum orchidophilum is the source of this 1011-nucleotide messenger RNA. RefSeq names its product pectate lyase. Gene Ontology annotation, molecular function: pectate lyase activity. NCBI's taxonomy places the organism in Eukaryota, Fungi, Ascomycota, Sordariomycetes, Glomerellales, Glomerellaceae. The record is from RefSeq and is a predicted model, not a curated record. The transcript is spliced from 3 exons. Bases 1 to 1011 code for a protein of 336 amino acids.
AUGAGAUUUAACGUCCCAAUAAUUCUCUACGCCUUUGCAGGCCUAGCCACGGCCAAUCCGCUCGACUGGCUGGGGAUUGCCUCCUGGGAAGUUGAAGGCUUUGCCAAAGACAACCCACUCGGCAAGACCACCGGUGGAAAAGGCGGACCAACUGUAACAGUCUCAAGCGUCCUUGAGCUUCAGACUGCCGUGGCUGGUACCGAUCGCAAAAUCGUGGUCCUCAAGGGCGAAUUCGUCUUGCCGGCACGCCUCAACGUCGGCUCGAACAAGAGCUUGGUUGGCUUCAAAAACACAGCACACAUCACCGGCAAGGGCCUCAACGUCUACAACGCAACCAAUGUCAUCCUGCAGAAUCUCAAGAUCAGCCACAUCUUGGACAACGACUGCAUUACGAUCCGCAACUCUACUAGGGUCUGGGUCGAUCAUAACGAAUUCACCUCAGACAUUACCAAAGGCCCGGACUUCUACGACGGCCAGGUUGAUAUCAUCCGUGCCUCGGACUGGAUUACCGUCUCCUGGAAUUACUUCCACGACCACUGGAAGUCAUCCCUCAUUGGCAAUGAUGCCACGUUCCGCGACCUCGACUUUGGCCACCUUCACGUCACGUACCACCACAACUACUGGAAGAACGAAGGCACUCGCGGACCCGCAGGCCGCUUCGGUCACCAGCACAUCUAUAGUAAUCUUUACGAGGACUUCCUCUACCAGGCCAUCCACUCUCGCUCCGACAACCAGGUUUUAGUGGAGGGUAAUGUCUUCCGUGGCAAUACCCGUGAAGCACUCAGCACAUAUGGUCUCGUCAUCCCUGAUGAUUCACCAAAUACUUGCGUCUGCGGCGACGAGGAAUUGGAUGGAUUUGCCAACCUUGGUGCUCCCAACGAUUGGGGCAAGGCCGGUGUCAAUAUUACCCGGAAGGGUGACUUCUACAAGGCACCGUACAAGUUCAAGCUCACUCCUCUGCCUUUGGUGGCGCCUAUCGUCAAACUCGGGGCAGGAAUUGGUCGGAUUUGA